AUGAAUGUGCUGCCAAACCCAGUAAUCAGAGCCCGAGAGCAGUCGCUACCUCUCUGCGGCUCUGGGUCUGCCCAGGACUUAUCCCACUGCCCAACAGGUUUCAACCUGAGCUCUCGCCUAAACCCUGCACCGAUGCUUGGCCUCCCAAAUGGCCAGAGAUCAAGCAAACCUCAGCGGGAGCUGAGCCCUGAGGAGCAGCAGGAACUUCGAAGAAAGAUCAACAGCAGGGAGAGGAAGCGGAUGCAGGACUUAAACAUUGCUAUGGAUGCUCUGAGGGAGGUCAUGGUGCCUUAUGCCUCCUCGCCUUCAUCUGCUUCCUCUCAGUCCCACCAACAUGGAGCAACUCCGGGCCGCAGACUCUCCAAGAUCUCUACCCUGGUUCUAGCCAGGAACUAUAUCCUCCUGCUGGGUUCAUCUUUGCAGGAGAUGCGGCGGCUGCUGGGGGAGGUAAGUGUAGGUAUGGGGGUGACCACAGGACCAGUCCCCCGGCUGCUGCUUGCAGGAGGGUGGCCCCUCAUCUCCAGUCCCGGUCAACUCCUCCUCACCCAGGAAUCCCUCCUCUCCUCAGCAGCCUCCUCCUCCUCUUCAUCAUCAUCAUCUCCCUCCAGUUCUUCAUCAUCUGCAGGAGCCAAAUGUCCCAUGCUUUCUCCAGGUCCCAUGGAGGCCCCACUGGCCCCCAUGCAGUGGAGCUCUGCAGGUGCUCCAGCAGGGACGCUUUGUCCCUGUGGAGUCUGCAGACUGCCCAGAUUCAAUCACUCCACUCUAGCUCCCAGAUUCCCAAAGUGA
Messenger RNA from Pelmatolapia mariae (spotted tilapia), 786 nucleotides. It is a transcript of the gene olig1, whose product is annotated as oligodendrocyte transcription factor 1. Bases 1 to 786 code for a protein of 261 amino acids. Gene Ontology annotation, molecular function: DNA-binding transcription factor activity, RNA polymerase II-specific; protein dimerization activity; E-box binding. The transcript has a single exon. Lineage: Eukaryota; Metazoa; Chordata; Actinopteri; Cichliformes; Cichlidae. Gene Ontology annotation, cellular component: nucleus. The record is from RefSeq and is a predicted model, not a curated record. Gene Ontology annotation, biological process: axon development; sensory organ development; positive regulation of transcription by RNA polymerase II.